UGAUAUUAAAUUAUAAUUAGUGAGUUAUAGCGUUUUCUUAACAGAUAUAAUUAAACAUUUUGUUUCUUCUUUUUGCACUGACUUCACAAUGUUUGGACUCUGAGCUGGCUCAGGUUCAGCUUUUAGCGGAGGUGAUUUGGGAGGUAACAGGCGCCCCCUGUUGCGCAUGAAGCGAUGAGGGGACCGACAGGAGACGCGGAUGAGAGCAUCUCCUCGCUGUCCUUGAAUGUUCACAUUAUCCGAGCGAGAAGGCAGAGGUGUCGAGCCCUCGCUCCCUCUCCAGUCCUGCUGAAAUGUCAUCUUCCUCUAACAGGGAGCCCACUACUGCGCCUGCCGUCACACUUGCGCUCGAACUUGAACUUGGGUCCCGGGAGUCUCCUGUGUUGCGCACCACGGUUCUGACUCCCCCCUCCCUCCCGUCCCUCCUCCUCCUCCUCCUCCUCCUCCCCUGCUCCUCCUCUCCUCCUGCAGCACCACUAACCGAGCCGUAACGGGACACUUUAAGCGCACCAGACCUUUUACCCGUGACAGGCUCAGACUCUGUGCGCGCCGUCCACCGGAUGAUGCGGACGCCGCGGAGGUGCUCCUCUUAUUGCUGCAACAUGGGGACCUGGAAGCUCGUAGACACCCCGAUUUGGUGCUGAAUGGUCGGAGGGACUGCGAGGAAACGAAGGGGAUUUCACAGCCACCGUGCGGAGAUGAGCGGCGCUCCGGACGUGCCUGCAUGAUGCCACCAAAUGUCUAGGCCCUCCCUGAUCCUGCUGCGGCGACAGAGAGGAUCCCCCUCAGUCCCCGGACACCCGAGCGCUACAUAUUUGGCUCCUUGACUCAUCCAGCUCAUCCUCUGCAGCUAUGAGCCACUGAUCAAUGCUAACCCCCUCUCUGUUUCGGCUUUUCCUUUCCCAGGCUCUCGCAUCAGACUGGGAUUACCCACUGAUCAAAUGCUGAAUCCUGAUAUGCCAACUUGUGGACUUCUGAUGGCGAUGUCAGAACUCACCCACACUCGAUUGUGACAAAAGGAUUCCUUGCACACCUCAUUCUUUCUGUUUUCUGGGCUUUUGCUCUGUUGGUUAGAAGCCAAAGCCAUAGCUCGUCGCUGUGAAAAAACUCCUUGUUAUGAGGGGUUCUAAGACCAAAAAGUCAGAGGGCUACAGCUGUGUGCAUGCUCUGCUUGUCUACAAUAGGCCUAGGCUGUUGUGGGAAAGCUUUGUGCAAGAGUUAUCGUGAGUUGCUGGACGCUGCAACACACUAGAGACUGCUGUAUCCUGAGACUGGAAAGUCUCGCCUGGUGCGAUCUGUACACCUUUUCUGCGUUCAUCACCUGGUCUGAGCUGCCCAGUGAGGAGCAGGGUGCUUUCCAGAUGCCGCCAUGCCCAUCAUCAGCAAUGCCAACCAUGACUUCAGCAAUCUGUCCGUCAGCGAUGACAGCAGCCUUGACCGCAUCUUCACAGAGAUCCCCGAGACCGAGACCAUCAAGGGUGUUCACUACCAGAGGGCUCAGUUCAUCCGUCGGCCAGAGGACCUGUUGUCCGUCGACCACGCUCUGCUGGCAGUAAUCAACGUUGGGGGAAACCGCUACACCUUCCCCUGGAGCACCCUAGAGCAAUUCCCCCUCACGCGACUGGGCCGCCUCUGUGGCUGCCGGUCACCUGAGGACAUCGCCAGCAUCUGCGACGACUAUGACGAAGCCCGCAAGGAAUUCUUCUUCGACCGCUCGCCGUCGGCCUUCAGGGUCAUCCUCAACUUCCUGGCCGCCGGGAAACUGCGUCUGCUGCGGGAGAUGUGCGUCCUUUCCCUGCACGACGAGCUGACCUACUGGGGGGUGGAGAUAACGUACAUGGAGCGCUGCUGCAAGAGGAAGAUGUACACCCGCAUCGAGGAGGUGCACGAGCUGGAGCGGCGCGAGGAGGAGUGCAGGCAGAGGAACGCCAUGCAGCGCGUGCCGGUGGAGGAGACGAGGUACCGACAGGUGAUGAACUGGCUGAGAGAUAUGGUGGAGAAUCCACAGUCUGGCUUGCCGGGGAAGAUCUUUGCCUGCAUGUCGGUGAUCAUGGUGGCGGUGACGGUCAUCAGCUUGUGUAUAAGCACCAUGCCAGACCUCAGAGAGGAAGAGGAGAGGGGUGAGUGUUCGUCCAAGUGCUACAACAUGUUCAUCAUAGAGACGGUGUGUGUGGCCUGGUUCUCCCUGGAGUUCAUCCUGCGGUUCAUUCAGGCCCGCAGCAAGCUGGAAUUCCUCCGAGGGCCACUCAACAUCAUCGACGCCAUGGCCAUCCUUCCCUACUACGUCUCCCUGGUGGUGAAAGAGGAGGAUCCAACGCUGGACCACGAGAGGCCAGGAGGAGGUAAGGGCUACUUGGACAAGCUGGGCCUGGUGUUGAGGAUCCUGCGCGCCCUGAGGAUUCUGUACGUGAUGCGUCUGGCUCGCCACUCUCUCGGCCUGCAGACGCUGGGGCUGACGGUCAGGCGCAGCACCCGGGAGUUCGGCCUCCUGCUGCUUUUUCUCUGCGUGGCGGUCACCCUCUUCUCCCCGCUGGUCCACUUGGCCGAAAGCGAGCUCACGGGCACACACGACUUCAGCAGCAUCCCCGCCUCCUACUGGUGGGCCAUUAUCUCCAUGACAACCGUGGGCUAUGGCGACAUGGUGCCAAGGUCCAUUCCAGGACAGGUUGUAGCCCUGAGCAGCAUCCUCAGCGGGAUCCUCAUCAUGGCCUUCCCCGCUACCUCCAUCUUCCACAUGUUCUCGCGCUCCUAUCAGGAGCUCAAGAUGGAGCACGACCGACUGUUCAAAGAGGAGUGCGCAGCCGCCGCGGCUGCUGCUGCCGCCUCUGGGGAGCUGCAGGAGGCGGGAGGUGAAGGAGUGGGGGUGGACUCAGCCCUGCCUGGGCUGGGAUUACGUCUAGACAAGGAUAGCGUGCACUCACUGGAGUCUCUUGCUCUGUUGAAAGGCACUGAUUCUGCAGGAAAUAACAACCACAGCCUGCCAGCAGCAGCUUUCUGAACGUGGACUUUAAACCAAACUUUAAAAGGAUAUCAGUACACAAAUCCCAAUAAAAGUACUGCAAAUGGCCACUGCUCCAAAGGCCCCACUUCCUGUAACGUUGUGAGGAAGGUAUCAGUGUUGCAUUGGACAAAAGGAGAUUGACAAAUAGCAAUUUUUCUUUGCUCUUUUGGUCAAAUGUACACACUGUGGACUGCACAGAAACUGAAAGACUGAAAAACCCUUUAAACUGGACGUUUGCCUGACCAGAAAAGCCAAUAUUACUAACCGGCUGCUUACAUAAACAUGCAAUAUUCAAUCCAAAGUUGCUUUUCCUUCCACUGUGAAAACACUUAAUAUAAGCCCUACUGCAACUUUUAAUUGUAUUCUCAUUACUUUUUAAUUGCCUACAGUAUGACCUAAAAAUGCGUCUUAUACUGUGUAUUCAUAGAAAAGUGCUCAUCUUAGUUUAUUUUUGAGAAGCUUGAAGCCAUGUUCUGAGAAGGAUAUAUAAACAAACUCAUAGUUUGGCCCAUAUAUGAUGUAUAUUCAUCUCUCUUUCCUGUGUGCUUGGACUCCAAGAGACUAUGGUUUCUUCAGGUAAAUGAGGUGUGAGGAUGAUGUUUUUUUUUUUCAGUUGAUGAGAAAAAAGAAAGGACAGAGAGGGUUCGUGUGGGAGAGAGAGUUUGUGCGAGUGAAGGCGAAUGAGCUCUAACAACCAUGAUAUGUACUUUGCA
Molecule: messenger RNA, 3714 nt
Organism: Acanthopagrus latus (yellowfin seabream)
Lineage: Eukaryota; Metazoa; Chordata; Actinopteri; Spariformes; Sparidae
Gene: kcng4a
Product: potassium voltage-gated channel, subfamily G, member 4a
Exons: 4
Coding region: 1370-2998 (542 amino acids)
Biological process (GO): protein homooligomerization; potassium ion transmembrane transport
Cellular component (GO): membrane; voltage-gated potassium channel complex
Molecular function (GO): delayed rectifier potassium channel activity; protein binding
Source: RefSeq, a predicted model, not a curated record